AUGUCCGAUCAGGAACAACCUCCCACUCCUACUCCCGACUCAACAACCACAACCCCCAACAAGCCCAAACGUGCCCCGCCCAAGCUAGGCAAGAAGUCUCCCGGCAAACAAGAACAAACCCCUCCAGCCUCAGAACAAGACCAGGACCAGGACCAGGACAAGCAACCACAAGACGAGUCCAAACCCGAAGAGCCCGUCAAACAACAAGAACCGGACUCCGAGCCUGAACCUGAGCCCGAACAAGAAGACGAGCCCGAACCCGAACCCCAACCCCAACCCAAGCCCGAACGCCGUCGUCGCAGACCUCGUCCCCGCCAAGAAUCAGAAACCGAAUCCAUCGCACGCAGCGAAAUGGAACCAGAGCCCAGACCCCGUCGCGUCCGUCGCCAGCGCCAGCCACAGCAACAACAACAACAAAACGGCAGUCCGCUCGGCGGGCUUCCGGGUGUUGGCGGCGUAGAUCAGGCGGGCCAGCUCGUACAGAACACAGCCGGGAAUGCCCUGAACGGGGCGACUGGUAGUGCGGGCAAGGCUGUUGGUGGGGUCCUCGGUGGUGGUGAGGAUAAGAAGGAAGAUGAUGGUGGUCGGGAUGAGCAGCUUCGUCUGCGAUUGGACUUGAAUCUGGAUAUUGAGGUUCAACUCAAGGCGAAGAUUCAUGGUGAUUUGACGAUUGGUUUGCUUAAUUAA
Molecule: messenger RNA, 687 nt
Organism: Penicillium mononematosum
Lineage: Eukaryota; Fungi; Ascomycota; Eurotiomycetes; Eurotiales; Aspergillaceae
Exons: 2
Coding region: 1-687 (228 amino acids)
Source: RefSeq, a predicted model, not a curated record